AUGGUCCCAGCGAAAACGGAGACGCUCGACAUGGCCCGAAAGACGAAGCCAGAUGCCCUUAAGGAAGAGAAGAAGACCCCGCUUCAGUUGAUAUCUCAAGGGGCUUGCCUUCCGGGUAUUCCUAGACACCCGACCUUUACGGCCCACCGCCAAUGGUUACUGGAACAAAUGGCACUUGCUUUCCGCGUCUUCGCAAGAAAAGACUAUACGGACGGGAUGGCUGGCCACAUUUCUGUUCGGGACCCUGAAAACCCCCACACGUUUUGGACCAAUCCAUUGGCAGUGCACUUUGCGGUACUAAAGGCGAGCGACAUGAUUCUUGUCAACUACGAGGGCAUGCCCAUCGGUGGAAACAUGAGUCGCCCAGCAAACGCUGCAGGCUUUCUUAUUCACAGUGCGGUGCACAAGGCUCGACCGGAUGUCAACGUGGCAUGUCAUACUCAUAGUCCCCAUGGGAUGGCAUGGAGUGCUUUCGGGCGACCUCUGGAGAUGUUGACCCAGGAUGCUGCUUACCUCUAUGGUGACGCGCAAGCAGUUUACCAAGAUUUCGGAGGUGUUGUGCUUACUGAGGAAGAAGGCAAUCGGAUCGGUGCUGCUCUAGGACCGAAAGGCAAGGGCAUGAUACUGCAAAAUCACGGUCUUCUGACAGUAGGAUCAACAGUGUCAGAGGCAUGCUUCUUGAUGACCCUCAUGGAGCGCGCUUGUCAGUGUCAGCUACUUGCCGAGGCUGCGGCGGCAAAUGGACUUCAGAAAAUUCUUAUCCCUGACGAGAGCGCGAGGUAUACAUUUGAAAACUCGAGUGACCCCGAAACACUUUAUUGGGAGGGGCAGCCGGAUCUAGAGUUUGAGGAAUACAUGAGCAAAGGCGAACAUCGACGUUGA
Aspergillus bombycis is the source of this 882-nucleotide messenger RNA. RefSeq lists its product as uncharacterized. Lineage: Eukaryota; Fungi; Ascomycota; Eurotiomycetes; Eurotiales; Aspergillaceae. The record is from RefSeq and is a predicted model, not a curated record. Gene Ontology annotation, molecular function: actin filament binding. The transcript has 5 exons. Gene Ontology annotation, cellular component: cytoskeleton. The coding region runs from base 1 to 882 and encodes 293 amino acids.